Messenger RNA from Trematosphaeria pertusa, 2318 nucleotides. RefSeq names its product MFS general substrate transporter. The coding region runs from base 281 to 2047 and encodes 588 amino acids. Lineage: Eukaryota; Fungi; Ascomycota; Dothideomycetes; Pleosporales; Trematosphaeriaceae. The transcript is spliced from 7 exons. Gene Ontology annotation, molecular function: transmembrane transporter activity. Gene Ontology annotation, biological process: transmembrane transport. The record is from RefSeq and is a predicted model, not a curated record.
GCUUUAUUCAACAACCCCGAAGCCUUUCACAAAUGGGUUUCUUGCACCCUUUUGCACUAGAACCGAUGGCGUGCCGCUAACUAGAUCGUUCGUCGCGGAUCUGCGUUUUUCCUUCUUCCCCGCCAAAAACAGAGUCACGUAUUUCCACCUCGGAUAUCUAACCCAAAAGCGCGGGGUCGGGCACUCUUUUCCUAAAUUUUCUUUUGCCUCCCAUAUUCAUUCGUCUAGUCGUUCUUUGACUUUGUCUCUCCAUUUCCGAGUCAUUUCCUUGUAAUGCAUCAUGGAGAAGGAUUCCGCGGCUCUAGAGAAAACUUAUUCCCGGGAGAGUAGGAGGCUCGGUGAUGGUCUCGAGGUGCAGACCAUGCCCCAUUCGCUUGUGAGGAGUGUGACGCAACGGAGUCGUCGAGAGGAAAGUUCUCGUGUUGCGCCAAUACCAGACAUUGAGGAUGUUGACCCUCCGUCAGACCUGGAGAAGGGGGACGAGAUUAAAGAGGCUGCAACGCCGUCACCACCGGAGUCCUGCUCUAAUGGAUCGAGUCCCGCAGAGCCUGAACGGAAGAUUAUCAGGUUUGAGGAUGGAGAUCCUCAGUCGCCGAAUAACUGGCCACAGUGGAAGAAGCUGUAUGCCCUGGGCGUUGCCAUCUUAAGUGUUAUGAACAGCACAAUGAGUUCUUCACUCGCAGCCGGCGCCACAGCACCUAUAUCAAGACACUUCGGCGUAACCAAUGAAUCGCAACUCAUCCUACCAACCUCCAUCUACCUCGUCGGCUACGUCGGCGGACCUAUGAUCUGGGGACCUAUCUCCGAAUCCUACGGUCGCAAGUGGACUAUGAUUGCUUCUUUUGCGUUCUUUACCAUAUUCUCAAUUGCAUCUGCAGUAGCGCCGAACUUCGCCGCUUUGGUCGUCUUUCGGUUGUUCGUGGGUGUGGGAGGGUCGUGUGCGAUUUCUGUCGUUGGUGGGAUCUGCGCGGAUGUGUAUCAUGAUCCUGUCAGCAGGGGAAGGAGUAUGGCCAUCUUUAUGGCAGCUACGACCUUUGGACCGAUUCUCGGGCCUCCUAUUUCCGGCUUCAUUAGCGUGAUCGGCUGGAGCUGGGCCUUCUGGAUAGGCGCCAUAUUCGCGGGCUCCUCAUGGCCUUUUUUCUUCUUCUUCCCCGAGACCUACGCGCCGGUAAUACUGAAGCAUCGUGCACAGCGCCUACGCAAAGAGACGGGGGAUGAUUCCAUACUCGCACCCAUCGAGCUCGAGAAGACGGAUUUUAGCCACAUUGUCACCGUGGUACUUACUAGGCCGAUUCGGAUGAUCUGUCUCGAACCGUUGGUUCUAUUCACCUGCUUGUAUCUGAGUUACGCAUACGCCAUCUUCUACAUAUACUUCCAAUCCUACCCGAUAAUCUUCACCGGCAUCUACCACUUCAACGCCGGCGAAGAAGGUCUAACCUUCCUGCCCAUCGGCAUCGGCGCCCUCAUCUCCGCCGGCCUGUAUCUCUCCUGGGACGAGAUCCUCCGGCGCGCGCAGAAAGCCAACAAACCCUGGUCGCGAGACGAGGAAAUGCGCAGAUUGCCACUAGCUUGCAUCGCGGGGCCCUUCUUCGUCAUCAGUUCCUUUUGGCUCGGCUGGACGGCGCGAGCGAGCAUCCACUGGAUAGUGCCCUGUCUCGCGGGAAUCAUGUUCGGCAUGGGCUACUUGUGUCUUUUCAUGGCAUUGCUCAACUACCUCGUCGAUGCAUAUGAAGUUUUCGCCGCGAGCGCAAUGGCUGCUGCGAGUCUCUCGCGGUCGAGCUUCGGUGCAGUGCUGCCGUUUGCGGCGAAGCCGAUGUAUCGCGCGCUAGGUGUGCCUUGGGCCUCGAGUCUGCUGGGGUUCUUUAGUGUUGCGCUGUGCGUUAUCCCGUUUGUGUUUGUUAAGUGGGGAGGGAAGAUGAGGGAGAAGUCGAGGUUUUGUCAGUAUUUGGCGCAGAGGAAGAGGGAGGAGGAGGAGGCGAGGGAGAGGGAGAGGGCGGCGGCAAGGAGUAGAGAGGAUGUUGGACCGGAUGUGUUGGAUGAAGUAUAGGGGGCGUGUGUGGCGUGCAAAAGAGGUGAGAUGAUGGGGGACGAAGACGAUGCAUUUCUCGGGCGUUCAUUGGGCGUUGGAAAAGGUCGAUGGAAAACAUUUCUGCAUUGGGACGAGACGGCAUGAUGGAGAAACAUCCUCAGCACAUACAUACGUCGUGAUAAUGGAAGAUACGAUGGAGAAAUCUGGAACGAGUCAGUCUCGAGCGUUUCGGUGCAAAGUGGUCCUUUGUGGCUGGAAGGAUAGAUAAGGGCAAAACUCGAUCGAUAGG